AUGCCAGGUUUCGGAAUGCCUGGGGCUGGAAUGGCUGGAUUUGGGAUGCCCGGGUUUGGAAUGCCUGGGGCUGGAAUGACUGGGGCCGGAAUGGCUGGGGCUGGAAUGGCUGGCUCUGGAACGUCAGGAGCACAGGGAAAAGCCGGUCUUCCACUAGCUGGUGGUGGAGGUGCUCAAUUGGCCGUAGCGAUCCCAAUUGCAUCGGCUCCGGUUGCUGCCAUUCCUGUCAGUGGUGGUUCUAUGGCAUCA
This is a messenger RNA of Anisakis simplex (herring worm), 249 nucleotides long. NCBI's taxonomy places the organism in Eukaryota, Metazoa, Nematoda, Chromadorea, Rhabditida, Anisakidae. The record is from the annotation of a GenBank genome assembly.